CUUCUUCGUCUGUUUCAUUUCUUUCUUUACUUUUCCAUCAGCUUGUGUAUCCGUUUACUCAUCGUUUCACCACCUAUCCAGCAAAAGCCGAGCUGUUCGCAACUUAUCUGCAACAUACGCACUAUAGCCAUCCAUAACAGGUGAAUAUACAUACAGAGUCCGAAGCACCCAUACUACAACGAGACAUCCGAGUUUAUCAUGUCAGGUCAGGGUCAGAACUUCUCCGAGGAAGAACGACAGGCAGCAUGGGCAGCAUAUUACGCUCAACAAGGAUAUACUCCUGAGCAGAUUACUGCAGCAUUAGGCGGCUCUAGCGGCGCUGGGUCUUCCUCUUCUUAUGCCGAGUACAGCGUUGGGCCUUACCCUUCUUCCUCUUAUGCUCCAACCGCGGCGGCAACCACUGGACCUUACCCUGCGGCUCCUAGCAGCUAUCAACAAACCUUGUAUGAUUCUGAUAUUUUGCAGCAAUCCUCCGUGUAUACACCUGAAGGAGCUGCAGAGGCGUCCAAACAUGUUCCCAAGAAGCAAGGCAAGAGAGCCACCGUCAUCAGAAAGGGGAAUGGCAAGGUGUGGGAGGACCCGACACUGGUGGAAUGGGAUCCUAAGUGGUUCAGAUUGUUCGUUGGGGACGUGAGUAAUGAUGUGAACGAAAGGACGUUGGAUGAGGCAUUUGCCAAGUACCCGAGCUACUGCAAAUGUAAGGUCGUAAGAGACCGAUUAAGUCUCAAGGCAAAGUACGCUUUCAUCGCUUUCAAAGACCCAGAAGAUUUCCUCAAGGCUUGGAAAGAGAUGGAUGGCAAGUAUGUCGGUAACAGGCCAAUCCGGCUCUCCAAGAUCAAGGAUGACAAAUAUGGAUCUAUUAAGACCGUUGAGAUUAGCGGAAAGAAGGCCCGAGCACUCGAGAAGAUUCGCAAAAAUCACGGUAAGCCAUUGAACGGCCGACCGGUACCAUUCUAGGUGGACCUUUGCAGCUACGAGAGAUAGGCGUUUGUUGUUACAGAUAGAAUGAGGUCGGCGCAAUUGGUCAUCUUCAUGUGCUGCAUUCGUUAAUCAGAGUGGGACAAGUUUGACGAAUGAAAUUUUGUUUUCGUAUGCACAUUAUCAUGCAC
Messenger RNA from Cryptococcus deneoformans JEC21, 1109 nucleotides. RefSeq lists its product as hypothetical. Bases 199 to 957 code for a protein of 252 amino acids. Lineage: Eukaryota; Fungi; Basidiomycota; Tremellomycetes; Tremellales; Cryptococcaceae. Gene Ontology annotation, molecular function: mRNA binding. The transcript has 7 exons. The record is from RefSeq and is a predicted model, not a curated record.